Messenger RNA from Cornus florida, 1144 nucleotides. Its product is annotated as VQ motif-containing protein 4-like. The coding region runs from base 285 to 944 and encodes 219 amino acids. Lineage: Eukaryota; Viridiplantae; Streptophyta; Magnoliopsida; Cornales; Cornaceae. The record is from RefSeq and is a predicted model, not a curated record. The transcript has a single exon.
UUGCAUUUUCUCGGUAACCAAUCAAUGCCACCCAACCCCACCAAAAAGCAAAAAACAAAGAAAGAAAAACAAGAGCGAGAAAAAAAAGUUUAGAGAGAGAGAGAGAGAGACAGAGAGAGGCGCAACAAAACAAUAGCAAAUAAGCAACUCCCUUCUCACCAAGCCUUGUUUUUCACUCAUCCAUCUCUUUUUCUCCACCCAACCCACGGCCCGAGCCUGUCCCUCUUUCUCUCUCUAGACAGACAGAGGUGGCUGGGGAGUUAGAGAGAGAGAGAGACUCAUCGAUGGAGAUCACCUCUACCUCCAGAGCUCAGGAGAGAGAAAACCCAUCUCCCAUUAACUCCCCACACAGCAAUGGAAGCAGCAGCAACAGCAAUGGAGUCCAAUUUCAAACCCCAAAACCCAUCUCUAGAUGUGAAGUCAAUCCAUACCCAACUACCUUUGUCCAAGCAGACACCACUUCAUUCAAACAGGUAGUUCAGAUGCUCACCGGAUCGUCCGACACGGCCAAGCAUGUCUCCAAAACGCCCCACUCCGAUCCACCACCGUCCAAGAAUUGCAUACCACCAAUCAGGAGUGGACAAAAGAAACAGGGUUUCAAGCUCUACGAAAGAAGGAACCAGCUCAAGAACAGCCUCAUGAUCAGCCCUUCCAUGCCCGGCUUUGCUCAAAAUCCCGGCUUUUCGCCACGCAAACCGGAGAUCUUGUCGCCCAGCAUACUUGACUUCCCUUCUCUUGUGCUCAGUCCGGUCACGCCAUUGAUUGAAGAGGCAUUAAACAAGUCUUCCCCUUCCACCGGGAAUUCGUCCGAGGAAGAGAGGGCCAUUGCCGAAAAGGGUUUCUAUAUGCAUCCGUCGCCGGCGACGACGCCCAGGGACUCCGAGCCACGGCUUCUGCCAUUGUUUCCGGUGUCCUCCCCACGAGUUCCCGGGUCUUCUUCUUGAUUAAUGAACGGUAUAUGUAUGUGAGGGUACGUGAGUAAUUCGUUGAGAGGAGGAGGGACUAAUGAGUGUUGGAAUGGAUUGGAGAGACAGGUGGACAAAGAUCUUUGCUUCAAUUGUACAAUUUGAUCUCUUUCACUUCCAUUGUUCCAAGUAAAGUUAAGGUCUGUUAAUUUUCAUUGCUUUUGAGUUUUUCUUUUUUA